Molecule: messenger RNA, 337 nt
Organism: Acaulospora colombiana
Lineage: Eukaryota; Fungi; Glomeromycota; Glomeromycetes; Diversisporales; Acaulosporaceae
Source: the annotation of a GenBank genome assembly
AUGUCCAAGCCUGACCCACAGCUCUACACCAUCGUCUGCAUCCUCGAUAUCGAGCCAAAGAAUGAAUUCGAGAUCAAAAUGAACCCAUCAAUAUCACUAGCCCAGUUGAGGACAAAAAUCAUAGAGGAAAGGUCACGACUUCUAAAUGGAAUCAAGCCAGCCGACCUCACUUUACAUCGAGUGAACAUCGAAGGUGCAAAAGAGAUCGAAGAACUCAGAGGAAUAUUACUCGGAUUGAAAGAUAAAGAGCCUCUCCGUCCUAUACUACCGUUGAUUGAAGUAUACCCUUCACCUCCUCCGGCAGGCACAGUCCACAUCGCUGUGAUAGUUCCUCCAC